This is a messenger RNA of Drosophila ananassae, 866 nucleotides long. Its product is annotated as acylpyruvase FAHD1, mitochondrial. Bases 140 to 832 code for a protein of 230 amino acids. Gene Ontology annotation, cellular component: mitochondrion. Lineage: Eukaryota; Metazoa; Arthropoda; Insecta; Diptera; Drosophilidae. The transcript has 5 exons. The record is from RefSeq and is a predicted model, not a curated record. Gene Ontology annotation, molecular function: acetylpyruvate hydrolase activity.
ACUCUAACCACCAGCUGUUGCCGCCUCGUUCAGCCGCUCUUUUAAUUUUGUGUUGUUACUUAAUUGAUAAACUUUUUGAGGGGAGCGGCGCUCUCCUCCCGAUAACCUCUCAGCACUUUAAAUUAAUAAACAUAGCGCCAUGGUUCGAGUGUCCGCUUUUCUCAGGAUGGCAGCUUGCCUUACUCAAAACCCGGCCAACUUUCUAUCCGACGGCAAAAAAAUAGUCGGAGUGGCCCUCAAUUACAUGGAUGUGGUCAAGGCCAGGAAUGUUCCGGUACCCAAGGAGCCGCUGGUGUUCCUCAAACCCACUUCGUCUUACCUUCGGGAAGGCCAACCUAUUAUCAUCCCUAAAGUCUUCUCCAAGGUGGCCUACGAAGUUGAACUGGGCGUGGUAAUUGGAAAGCCUUGCAAAAAUGUAUCCAAGGCUCGGGCUAUGGAUUAUGUGGCAGGCUACUGUCUAGCUUUGGAUCUGACAGCACAAUGCCAUUUGGGCCCUGCCCGAGCAUCUGGACACCCAUGGACGUUAGGAAAGGGGUUCGAUACCUCCACGCCUGUAUCUGAAUUCAUACCCAUUAAGGAAGUAAAGGACCCCCAUAAUUUGAGUUUGUGGCUCACUGUAAACGGCGUGGAGAAGCAAAAAGGAUGCACCGCCGACUUGGUAUUUAACGUGCCAGACAUCAUUUCGUACGUGUCGCAGUACAUGACCCUGGAGCCCAACGAUCUAAUCCUGACAGGCACUCCAGACGGCGCGGAUGCCUUUAAGGCAGGCGAUGUAAUUGAGUGUGGUUUGGGGGAUCUUGCCACUCUUAAAUUCGACGUGUGUUCUGAAUAAAUAAAAAGCUUGAACUACUGGUAAUAUCUAAAAA